This is a messenger RNA of Epithele typhae, 1053 nucleotides long. RefSeq lists its product as uncharacterized. The transcript has a single exon. The coding region runs from base 1 to 1053 and encodes 350 amino acids. Lineage: Eukaryota; Fungi; Basidiomycota; Agaricomycetes; Polyporales; Epitheliaceae. The record is from RefSeq and is a predicted model, not a curated record.
AUGGGCAUGACCGAGGACAAUGAAGAGCAGGAGCCCAACUCGUUCCGGCAAUUCACCACUACCCUCCGCCCGACCUCUGCCUCUCCUCCCGCAUCCGCCCCCGCUAUCCCGGACGAGCUCAGCGACCGCCUCAACGCGCUCGCCAUACAGCUCGAGAUGGCGCUCGAGCUCUCGCGCUCCCUUGAAGCCCAGCACGCCACCGCCCAGUCAACCAUCUCCGUCCUUGAGUCCAAGGUCGCUUCACUCGAGAACAUCGUCCAAGACACGCAAACACAGGUUCUGUCUCAGGUCGAGGUCACCGAGCAGCUCGUCCAAGCAUCUGAGUCCGCCCGCGCCGCGCCGCGCGAACCCACCGUCCCCGUAGCUGCGGUCGAGGAGGCGAGGAAGGAGGAACCCGAAUCGCUCACCUCGAUGUUCGCCGGGUGGAAGAAGAAUGUCGAGGGCAAGUGGAGCAGCGUGCACGAGGACUGGACGGAGGAGUGGGAGCGUCUCCGGCGAGCCAGGGACGAGUGGGAGAGCCAGAUGCGCGCCGCCAAGGAGGCCGUCUCCACCGCUGCGACGAAGGUCGAGAACGGUCCCAUGUCCCUGGCGUCCUUUCAAGCGCACCAGCAACAGAAAUUUAUGAACGGCAACACGAAGCCCCAUUCCAGCGGCGGUCUCGUCACCCCUCCCAGCCCUCGCUCCCUCACUGCCGAGUCCACUCGCCCCCGAAACCGGAGGAAACGCGCCGCGUCGCGAGGACACACUCGGUCUCGGUCUAUCUCCCCCUCACCCACCGACGAUGGCGAUGACAAGUUGGUCUCGCUCGAUGCCACGAGCAGUGAAUCAUCAUUCCCUGGCCCACGGCAACGAUCGCCAUGGUCUGUCGACGACUCGAGCGAUUCGGAGGGCACGCACCCGAGCGAGUCUGGAGACGUCCCAGAAGGCUCGCGCAAGAUGCCCUUCCCCAUCACCCCAAGUCGAGCGUCGUCAACCAGCCGAUAUCGGCUGCAAUCGCCAGCACCAGCGCGACAACGGACGCACGACCGCCUCCCUCCGCCAAAGCAUCUGUGA